Quercus robur (English oak) is the source of this 938-nucleotide messenger RNA. RefSeq lists its product as uncharacterized. Bases 222 to 800 code for a protein of 192 amino acids. The transcript has a single exon. Lineage: Eukaryota; Viridiplantae; Streptophyta; Magnoliopsida; Fagales; Fagaceae. The record is from RefSeq and is a predicted model, not a curated record.
UUCGGACAAAACAGACAUUUCACUCUCUCUCUCUCUCUCUAGUAAGUAACUAACAGCAGUUAACAACCUUUUUUAGUCUUCUCAAACGACAUCGUUUGUUUCACCUUUUUAUAUAUAUAGUACUAAACUAAAUAAUCACUCUCCAAUUCCUUAAUUUUCUCUAGAGACUGGAGUGGAGAGCAGAAAGCUAAGCUGAAAAAAAAAAAAAAAAAAAAAAAAACAUGAUGUGUUUUAGAGGAGGAGUGUCUACGGUGAUGAUCGCUAUCUACGGGCCGUUGAUCUUGAUGACCUUGACCAUGAUGAACGCUGACCAUUCAGAAUCCCACGAAUUGCGACCGUCGGAUCACGGCCUGGAGUUCCAGACCAACACUCCCAGCUCAUCAGACUCAGAGAAGUCACCGCCGCCGGAGAUGAUGUCGUUUUUCGGCAACUCUUCUUCUACCUCGUCCGACGUGGCAAUGCCCAAAGCCCUGAAUUCCAAUUCCUCCUCCUCCUCCGCCGCCGGCGACGACGACGACACGUCGUGGUGGGGCAACAACGCUGGUCGCGGUAAGAGUAAAGACCACGUGAGGGACGUGUUGUUGGUGGGCAGUGUAGCUUGUGGUUUAACCGGUGUCGUUUUGUUAGUGAUUUCUGCUUUGCUUUAUAUCUUCAAGUUUCGAAAACAAAGAUCGCCGUCGCCACUGCCACAACAACAACCACCACCGCCAACACUAGCACUGCCAUCGUCAGCAGCAUUAUCUUGUCAUGAUAAUGAUAGUGGUAAUAAACUACAAAUAGUAGUCCGUGAUUCUUAUUAAAUUCUGCUUUCUUUUUACUUUCAAUUUUUUUUAAUGUUUACUGUUUUGGUAGUGUGCUAAUUCUAUGUGCCACGUUCUGUAAAGUGAAAAAAAGAAUAUAAUACUAUAAUAAUAAGCUACAUAUAUAUCUUUUUGGUA